Molecule: messenger RNA, 2509 nt
Organism: Tachysurus fulvidraco (yellow catfish)
Lineage: Eukaryota; Metazoa; Chordata; Actinopteri; Siluriformes; Bagridae
Product: sperm-associated antigen 6
Exons: 11
Coding region: 141-1664 (507 amino acids)
Biological process (GO): epithelial cilium movement involved in extracellular fluid movement; neuron projection extension; filopodium assembly
Cellular component (GO): sperm principal piece; axoneme; microtubule cytoskeleton
Molecular function (GO): microtubule binding
Source: RefSeq, a predicted model, not a curated record
UUCCGGUCUGUUGCUAUGCCAACGCGACGCGUAGACAACAACAGAGAGCGAGUGAAUUUACAUUGCGCGUAAUUUUUAAUAACUUCUUUGAGAGUCACUUUGGUCUUUUGUAUUAUUAUUAUUGUUGUGGGAUUGGAACUAUGACCCAACGGCAAGUUUUACAGGUUUUUGAGCAGUACCAGAAAGAAAGGAUGAAGUUUGUGCAAACAGUUGCAGAGCUUGCAACAAGACCUCAGAAUAUUGAAACACUUCAAAAUGCAGGUGUGUUGUCGCUCCUGAGGCCUCUCCUUCUGGAUGCGGUCCCGAGUAUCCAGCAGACGGCUGCUUUGGCUCUCGGAAGACUCGCCAGCUACAACAAUGACCUGGCUGAGGCAGUGGUGAGGGGAGAAAUCCUGCCUCAGCUCGUCUACUCGCUGGCUGAGCAGAACCGCUUUUAUAAGAAGGCGGCGGCAUUCGUUCUCCGUGCCGUGGCGAAGCACUCACCCGAGCUCGCACAAGCUGUGGUAGACUGCGGUGGUCUCGAAGCUCUUGUCAUCUCCCUGGAGGAGUUUGAUCCUGGAGUAAAAGAAGCUGCUGCGUGGGCGCUGGGCUACAUCGCUCGCCACAACGGCUCCUUGGCUCAGGCGGUGGUGGAUGCAGGCGCGGUUCCUCUGCUUGUUCUCUGUAUGCAGGAGCCUGAGAUUGCCCUGAAGAGGAUCUCCGCUUCAACACUGAGCGACAUCUCCAAACACUCUCCAGAGCUCGCGCAAACUGUCGUGGACACUGGAGCCAUUGCUCACCUGGCACAGAUGAGCCUGCACCCAGAUGCCAAACUGAAGAGGCAAGUGUUCUCAGCUCUAGGCCAAAUCUCCAAGCACUCUGUGGACCUGGCAGAGAUGGUGGUUGAGGCAGAGAUCUUCCCUGCUGUACUGGCCUGCCUUAAAGACCCAGAUGAGUGUGUGAGAAAGAACAUCAGCACACUGAUACGAGAGAUCACAAAACACACCCCUGAGUUAUCCCAGAUGAUCGUGAAUGCUGGAGGUGUAGCAGCUGUGAUUGAUUUUCUAGGAGACUCUAGCGGGAACGUGCGAUUGCCCGGCAUCAUGAUGCUCGGCUAUGUGGCUGCACACUCGGAGAACCUCGCCAUGGCUGUUAUUGUAUCUAAGGGCGUACCUCAGUUGGCUAUCUGUCUGUCAGAGGAGACAGAGGAUCACAUAAAGGCUGCAACAGCCUGGGCACUGGGACAGAUCGGCCGUCACACACCAGAGCAUGCAAGAGCUAUAGCCAUGUCUAAUGUGCUCCCCAAACUGCUAAGUCUUUACCUGGGCACCCAGAGCUCAGAGGACCUGCAAGUCAAGGCGAAGAAGGCUUUAAAGAGCGUUCUUCAGAAGUGCACUUACCUUCCAGCACUGGAGCCACUGCUCUACGAAGCUCCCAGCAAUGUUCUCAAACACAUCAUCUGCCAGUUCAGCAAGGUUCUUCCACAUGACAGUAAAGCUCGGAGGUUGUUUGUAACUAGCGGAGGACUGAAGAAGGUGCAGGAAAUUAAAGCUGAGCCUGGCUCUGCUCUGCUGGAGUACAUCAACGCCAUUAACGCCUGCUACCCUGAGGAGAUAGUCAGGUAUUAUUCACCUGGAUAUUCAGAAGCACUACUGGAAAGGAUCGAGAACUAUCAGCCUGCUUAGGACAGGAAGCUCAUCUCCAUCAUUAGCACUCUUUACUGCUUUAUUAAAUAAUCUUAUUAAAUCCAGGGCAAUCUGAUAUGUAUAAUCUGCAUCUGAUUAGUGCCCAUGUGUUGCUGCACUGUAUGUAGUAUAGUGUCCCUUAGUUGCUGCACUGUAUGUAGUAUAGUGUCCCUUAGUUGCUGCAAUGUAGUAUAGUGUCCCUUGGUUUCUGCACUGUAUGUAGUAUAGUGUCCCUUAGUUGCUGCACUGUAUGUAGUAUAGUGUCCCUUAGUUGCUGCAGUAUAGUGUCCCUUAGUUGCUGCAGUAUAGUGUCCCUUAGUUGCUGCAGUAUAGUGUCCCUUAGUUGCUGCACUGUAUGUAGUAUAGUGUCCCUUAGUUGCUGCAAUGUAGUAUAGUGUCCCUUGGUUUCUGCACUGUAUGUAGUAUAGUGUCCCUUAGUUGCUGCACUGUAUGUAGUAUAGUGUCCCUUAGUUGCUGCAAUGUAGUAUAGUGUCCCUUAGUUGCUGCACUGUAUGUAGUAUAGUGUCCCUUAGUUGCUGCACUGUAUGUAGUAUAGUGUCCCUUAGUUGCUGCACUGUAUGUAGUAUAGUGUCCCUUAGUUGCUGCACUGUAUGUAGUAUAGUGUCCCUUAGUUGCUGCACUGUAUGUAGUAGUGUUACGUGUGAUUCAAAGUACUUUUUUUGUUAAAAGUCACAAUGUUUAAUGCUUUAAUUCCAGCAUUAUGCUUUUAUCUAGCAUGUCCCCUGUAGACAAAACUCACUACAUACAUAAAAGUUGUUUUGUUGCUUUCAAAACAUCUCACAUUUUGUUAAUCCUCAAUAAAAAAAAUCAGUUAAAAUAGAGAA